Molecule: messenger RNA, 837 nt
Organism: Brassica oleracea var. oleracea
Lineage: Eukaryota; Viridiplantae; Streptophyta; Magnoliopsida; Brassicales; Brassicaceae
Exons: 1
Coding region: 1-837 (278 amino acids)
Source: RefSeq, a predicted model, not a curated record
AUGAAACGCACCCGAAGAAGCUCCCGAUUGUCUGAGAGAGAAACAUCUACUCCGGCUCCCUCCGCCGCUGGUCCUUCCGGAUCUUCCCGCAAACGAAUCCGGAAGCAACGGCGAGAGAUCACUCCGCCGCCGUCUUCUCCGCCUGCUGCAAAUAAGUCUUCCUCAUCUACCGACGACGAGGUUGAAGCCUUUCAACCCAAAGAGCCGCGUUAUCAAGCAAGCCGUGCUAUCUUCCAAGCACGAAAUCAAGAAAACCCCGAGAUGCUUCAUUCCAACAUCACUCCGUUCUCGAGUCGCUUCGUCACGAGCAAUUCGGCUGAGAGGUAUGAAAAAUUGGCUCCACGUGAGUUUGUGAUUCAACAGAGGUUAGAUGUGAAUGAUGAGAACUUGUUUGAUGUGAAACAGGUGGUAGUUAGGUCGGGUUUGAUCUACACUCUGAUUGAUAGUGAUUUGUUUCACCCUAAUGUGGUGAAAGAGUUUAUUGCCAAUUUGGGUGCUGCUGAGGAUAGAAGAAAUGGUGUUGCUGUGUUUCUUCGUGGGUCUAUGGUUGAUUUCUCGCCUAGCCUGAUUAAUGCUCUGUAUCUGGUUCCGGGAUUUGAAGAAGAUCAUGACUACAUGGCCGCAGACAUUGAUCGAGUGUGCUCGUUUUUGACGGAUAAUUGUGUGCAGUGUUGGGAAGCCAUGAGCUCCAAGUAUCUGACCCCGACGAAUCAAGUCCUUUACAAACUAGUGUUCUCAAAUUGGAUUCCCACCAUCAACUACACGUCAAUGAACCAGGAACGACUCAAGUUUCUCUAUAUGAUUCAUCAUCAGCUUUGCAGCUUUGACUUUGGUUAG